Messenger RNA from Dicentrarchus labrax (European seabass), 1398 nucleotides. Its product is annotated as histone-arginine methyltransferase METTL23. Lineage: Eukaryota; Metazoa; Chordata; Actinopteri; Moronidae. The record is from RefSeq and is a predicted model, not a curated record. The transcript is spliced from 5 exons. Bases 289 to 984 code for a protein of 231 amino acids. Gene Ontology annotation, cellular component: nucleus; cytoplasm.
CAGCGCCCGCCCCCUUUUGCGGGGCCAGAAAGCUGAUUGGCCACAGCGUUCGCAGAAGGAAAACCGCUGAUUGGACGGACUGUAGAACGUUGGUUCCCGCCAGGCUUUUACGUGGAUGUGAUUGGCUGUUAAAGUGUCCUUCUUGUUAUUUUGGUGGAUGCGGAAGUAGACAUGAGCGUGGUCGCUAGUGUUAUAUUAUCAAAAUAAACGUCAAAGAAAAGAGUUAAAAUGAAUUUGCAGUCAGAAGAUGAAGAGUCAGAGUGAUAGCUGGUGAUGUAAUGAUGAACAAUGGACCCCGGUGGAGCCGAAGCACCGAACAUAGCUUACAAAGAGUUCACGUUUGCAGACAGAAAUAAAACCCCGCAGGAGUCUCUCUGUGUUUCCGUACCUGAGGUUCUGGAUCCACAGUAUGGGAUGUAUGUGUGGCCCUGUGCGGUGGUGCUGGCCCAGUAUCUGUGGACACAAAGAGAGGAGCUCAGAGACAAGACGGUGCUGGAGCUCGGGGCCGGUGUGAGUCUGCCAGGUGUGGUGGCUGCGAGGUGCGGGGCUCAGGUGAUCCUGUCGGACAGCGCUAGGACCCCGCUGUGUCUGGAGAACUGCCGGCGCAGCUGUGAAGCUAACGGCCUGCAGGAUGUGGUCGUGUUGGGUCUCACCUGGGGGGAAAUCUCACCGGAUCUCGUCCUGCUUCCAGAGCUGGACAUCAUCCUGGGGUCCGACGUCUUCUACGAGCCACAAGAUUUUGAAGACGUCCUCGUGACGGUUGCUUUUCUUCUCAGAAAAAACCCCCGAGCUCAGUUCUGGACCACGUACCAAGAGAGGAGUGCCGACUGGUCCAUUGAGGCUUUGCUGCACAGGUGGAAGCUGAGCUGCGUGGACGUUGAGCUGCAGACGUUCGGGGCAGAUAAAGCUGAGCUGGCUGGAUCGACGCUCCCCGGCAGCCACAGCGUCCUCAUGCUGGUCAUCACCCUGAACACGGGGCGCUGAAUGGCUCCUCUGCUACGUGCUAAGCUCAGCUAUGGUUACCAGAUUAAAGUGAUACGUCUGUAUAGUCACAUUCACAUCUGUGUGUGUUGAUGGUGAUUAAAGGAUCCAUUUGUGUUUAUUGUUGCAGUGUCUCUUUAUUAGGGGUCGAGUAAUGUUGGUGACAUAUUUUAUAUUUUAUAUUCAAAACUGAACAAUGAAUCCAAACAGUGAACUCAGUAACUGCAGGAAGUUUGUGUAAAAUAAGAGAUUCUGAUGAAUUCUGAGCAGAUUAUUUCCUGUUUAGGGAACUUUUUAUACAAUUCUGUCUGUAUUCUGUAUUUUUUAUAUUUUUAAACAAACAAACUUUAUAGAAUCCUUUUGUGUUUUCUUCUCCCUGACACUUGACCAUUGUUCUAUUAAACAAAUUUACAUUCA